AUGGGUGACUGGAGCUUCCUGGGACGGCUGCUAGAGAACGCGCAAGAGCAUUCCACCGUGGUUGGCAAGGUCUGGCUGACGGUGCUGUUCAUCUUCCGAAUCCUGGUGCUGGGAGCCGCCGCGGAGGAGGUCUGGGGCGAUGAGCAGUCGGACUUCACGUGCAACACGCAGCAGCCCGGCUGCGAGAACGUCUGCUACGACCAGGCCUUCCCCAUCUCCCACAUUCGCUUCUGGGUGCUGCAGAUCAUCUUCGUCUCCACGCCCACCCUCAUCUACCUGGGCCACGUGCUGCACAUCGUGCGCAUGGAGGAGAAGCAGCAGCGAGGGGAGGAGCCGCUGGCCAGGACAGGGAAGAGACAGAAGCUGCCCAUCCGGGAUGACCGGGGCAGGGUCCGGAUAGCGGGCGCUCUGCUCCGCACCUACGUCUUCAACAUCAUCUUUAAGACGCUCUUCGAGGUGGGCUUCAUCGUGGGGCAGUACUUCCUCUAUGGCUUCGAGCUGAAACCCCUCUACCGCUGUGACCGGUGGCCCUGUCCCAACACGGUCGACUGCUUCAUUUCCAGGCCCACGGAGAAGACCAUCUUCAUCAUCUUCAUGCUGGUGGUGGCCUGUGUGUCCCUCUUACUCAACAUGCUGGAGAUCUACCACCUGGGCUGGAAGAAACUCAAACAAGGCAUGACCAACUGUUACAGUCCGGUGGCCCCAAAGCCAGGCGGGAUCAAUCCCCUCCACCUCCCCUCCCAGUCCACCCCAACCCCCGCCCCACUGGGAUUUCCCCCUUAUUACACUCACUCUGCCUCUUCCCUGGGACAGACGGUGGCCACAGGGUACCCCGGGGCACCUCCACCACCAACAGAUUUCAAAAUGGUAGCCCUAGCAGAGGAGCGGGGGAAGGGCCACGCUGCCAGAUACUGCAACAGGUGCCACCACCUGCUGAUGACAGAACAGAACUGGGCCAACCAGGAGGCCGAGCAGCAGGCUUCUGGGAGGAAGCCCUGCCCCCCAGUCCCCACCCCUGUGGCCCCCUCUUUUCCAAGCAGCUCUCCCCAGCCCUCGCUGGAAAGCAGGGCACGGAGUGGAGUGCCUCUCCUGCUGGUGAACGGGAGUACCAGCAGUCUGAGGGGGAGCAAGCUGGAAGUGUGUCCGGAGGAGGAGGUGCAGGCAGGGGCCACCAGUGUGGACAUGCACAGGCCGCCCCUGCUCCUUGGAGACCCAGGCCGGGCCAGCAAGACCAGUAGGGCCAGCAGCAGCGGGAGGCUCAGGGCAGAUGACUUAGCCAUCUAGCAGGUCCCCUCUUGGAAACAACUUCAUCCUCAUCCCUGUUCUAGAAACCUUAAACCAAAGUGCAGUUCAAAGUGCAAGUAGAGAGAGGCCGGCGGUGAGGGAGCCGAUGGAUCACAGGAGACUAGGCUCCCUGGUUUAAUUGUGUGCAGUUCUUAAUCCCGUGUAUUUAUAGGGGCAAUAUCUGAGUUUUCUGAGACUGGGAGGUGGGCGCAAAGCAGGAUUCUGGGAGGGGCUCCUAAAGAUACUCACGGGCAGCCCAAGCAGCAGAAACCUAGGCCCAGUGAUCUCCAGCUCUGGGUGCCCACAAUGCUGUGGGCAGCCGCUCUGGGCAUGGAAGCAGCAGGUGCUCAUUCUCACGUCAGCCUUGGGCCACUUGGUUUAACGUUCCUAAGCUGUCCAGAGCUCUAGGCACCCGAAAGUCCACAGAUGCACUUAGCUCUAUCUCUACUGAUACUUUUAACUCGGAGUUGAAUUUCACUUGGGACAUUUGCCAAACCGAACUAAAAAAAGAUUUAGGCCAAGCCAAUGUGGUCCUUCAGGCCCCUGGUGUCAUCUGAGUUUCUGAAAUUGCAUGUGAAGGCCAGGAUAUCAAACUGCACAUUUCCUGACAAGUGACAAUGAGCAGGCGCCCUCCAGAGGCCAGCAUCUCCGGCGAGAGCAGGUGGGACCCCAGCUCCUCUUGAGAUAACCUUCAACAGCUGAGGAAAUGGAGAUAAACAUGGGGCAGUGAAUUCCAGGGCCCCCCAAAUACAUGUCAGUCCUGGCCUCUGUGUCUGUGGUUCAACUCCCACGUGGUGCCAGGUGGUUUUGGUACGUUAAGGAGGCAGGAUUUGUGCCGGUUGUGUCACGAGUUACCUCUCGGGAGAAACGCAUGAGCGGAUGGCGCAGGCAGAAAGAGGGGAAGCGAAACGGAAGUGCCAGACCACUUGAAGACCAUCCAGAAGGCCAGGAGACAAGAACCUACCUGCUGAGCGGCCUGGAAAAGCCUUCCCUCGAGUGGGCACCCUGAAUUUGGGCAUUCUGUUCUCCUAAACAGUGAAAAGUUAAAAUUUUCUGCUUGUUAAAGCCAUCCACUCGUGAUAUUUCUAUGAUAGCAGCACCAGUUGACCAAUAGAAUUUGGUACCAGAAGAAUGAGGGGCUACUUUAACAGAUAUAAUAUAAGUGGAAGGA
Echinops telfairi (small Madagascar hedgehog) is the source of this 2455-nucleotide messenger RNA. It is a transcript of the gene GJA3, whose product is annotated as gap junction protein alpha 3. Gene Ontology annotation, molecular function: gap junction channel activity. Gene Ontology annotation, biological process: visual perception; cell communication. The transcript has a single exon. The record is from RefSeq and is a predicted model, not a curated record. Bases 1 to 1284 code for a protein of 427 amino acids. Gene Ontology annotation, cellular component: gap junction; connexin complex. NCBI's taxonomy places the organism in Eukaryota, Metazoa, Chordata, Mammalia, Afrosoricida, Tenrecidae.